AUGAUCGUCAAUGGAGUGGCGCCGGCCUGGACCCGCAAUCUGUACCGGCGCAUGGCGUUCGGCCGCAAGCACUUCUUCGGCCAGGACGACGCGUCCCAGGCCGCCGAUUACUACGUCAUGAACCCGGUGCCGCAGAAGCACGCGAGCCAGUGGCGGCCCAUCUUCUACCGCGGCGACCAUCCCAAGUACACGGGCACGAGUGUCACCGUGGGGCGGGCCUUCCGCACCGGCUUCUGGAACUCGUUUCAGCUGCAGAUGGGCGACGGCGUGCACGAGAUCUGCGCUAACCAGAAGCGCGCGUACAAGCGGAAGAGCCACGCCCGUAAACAGAAGUGGCGUAAGUUCUGGGGCAGGCCAGAGAAACCACCCGAGCAGCCCCUCGAGGAGGACGUCCCAGUCGAAGGCUUCGUCACUCUCUUCAUGGCCUGGCGGCCCAGGUUCUUCACCCGCACCGUGAAGUGGCAGCUUGGCGGCCAUGAGUACCGGUGGACCGGCACCAGGCGGUUCAUGACGGGGCCUUUCAAAAAGUGGAAGGGAGUAUCACACGAUUUCAAGCUUGUUGACGAACACAACAACAUCAUCGCCACCUUCCAAAAGGACCGCUGGGUCUCAUACAAGAGCUCCGAGAAGGUCGGCUCCCCACCCAACAAGACACGGUCUCUACUGGGCAAGCUGCGCAGGUACCCUGCCCCGGGCGCUCCUCCAGCCGACGAGAUCAUCGACAGCAUCAGGUCGUUGCCGCCCGACGAGUCCAAGUUCGACAAGAAGCUGGUCAAGCAGCUCAACCUCCAGGGUCCGCACUCGGGCGAUCUUACCGAGGAGGCCAUCGCCUUCACGUGCUGGAUCGUCGUCGAGGGCGAGCACAGGCUCCGGUACAAGAUAUUUGAUCUGCUUGAAGAAGUUGCCGAGACGAUCGGAGGCUAA
Molecule: messenger RNA, 924 nt
Organism: Parathielavia appendiculata
Lineage: Eukaryota; Fungi; Ascomycota; Sordariomycetes; Sordariales; Chaetomiaceae
Exons: 2
Coding region: 1-924 (307 amino acids)
Source: RefSeq, a predicted model, not a curated record